GCUACGAUAGCAAUUCGGUUUAUAGAGUAAACGGGGCCGUAGUUUCACUCAUAAAUCAACGAGCGGAAGAUAAUCACGAGUUAUAAUAUGUAACUCGAUAUGCAACAUACUACGACGGAGUCUUUGUCAAACUUAACUACGACGGAGAAGCACGUAAGGUUUCAGUUGAAAAAGGUGUGGUUUUUCUCGUCGAAACAAAGUUUCCUAGAGUAAUUUUUACCUACAAGCUUAAGAAUUACGACUUAUUUGAUCCUGACCACACUGAAUCCGCAUCAACCUAAAACAACCUAAAACAAUCUAAUCAUGACUUGUAAAAUAAAAAGCCAACGACCUUCAGACAGUAAAACUAAAGCAUUUGGUCCUAAAAAUAUCGAUCAUGAAACAAACCUGGAUAAUAUUUCUGAAAAAGGUUUGAACGAACAACUUUUGAAAAUUCGGUGUAUUGAUGCAAUUGCGUUUAACAUGGUGGGUAGAAUAUAUUAUGACGGGGGACAGUACGACAAAGCAAAAGAUUCGUUCAAACAAAGUUUAAAAAUUACAACUGAAGUAUUUGGUUCUGAACAUGUUAAGAGAGCAACAACGUUAUACAACAUGGGUUUGGUCUUUUAUGACACGGCAGAAUACGACAAAGCCAAAGACUUCUAUGAACAAGCCUUAGAAAUUGAAACUAAAGCCUUUGGUACUGAACAUAUUAAUGUUGCAACAACGUUACACAACUUGGGUUUGGUCUUUUAUGACACGGCAGAAUACGACAAAGCCAAAGACUUUUAUGAACAAGCCUUAGAAAUUGAAACUAAAGCCUUUGGUCCUGAACAUAUUAAUGUUGCAACAACGUACAACAAUUUGGGUUUGGUUUAUUAUGACACGGCAGAAUACAACAAAGCAAAAGAUUUUUAUAGACAAGCUUUAGAAAUUGAAACUAAAGUAUUUGGUCCCGACCAUAUUAAUGUUGCAACAACGUACAACAAUUUGGGUUUGGUUUAUUAUGACACGGCAGAAUACGACAAAGCCAAAGAUUUUUAUGAACAAGCUUUAGAAAUUGAAACUAAAGUAUUUGGUCCUGACCAUAUUAAUGUUGCAACAACGUACAACAAUUUGGGUUUGGUUUAUUAUGACACAGCAGAAUACGACAAAGCCAAAGAUUUUUGUGAACAAGCUUUAGAAAUUGAAACAAAAGCAUUGGGACCUGACCAUAUUAAUAUUGCAACAACGUACAACAAUCUGGGCUUGGUUUACAAAGAUAUGAGAGAGUACGAAAAAGCAAAAGAUUUUUACGAACAAGCCAUAGAAAUUGAAACAAAAGCAUUUGGGCCUGACCAUGUUAAUAUUGCAACAACGUACAACAAUCUGGGUUCGGUUUACAGUAAAAUAGAAGAGUACGAAAAAGCAGAAGAAAUUUACCAACAAGCUUUACAAAUCAAAACAAAAAUUUUUGGUUAUAACCAUGGUAACACAGCUACAACAUACAACAAUUUGGGUUCAGUUUAUCUCAGCAAUGGGGAAUACGUCAAAGCAAGAGAUCUUUACGAACAGGCUAUAGACAUUCAAGCCAAAGUAUCUGGUCCCGAUCAUGUAUUUUAUGCUGCAAUGUGCAACAACUUGGGUUUUGUUUACAUGAGAUUGGAAGAGUACGACAAAGCAAAAGAUUUGUAUGAACGAGCCUUAGAUAUCGAUUCUAUAGCUGAAUUUGUCAAUAUGGCUGCAACGUUCAACAAUUUGGGCUGUGCUUAUAGUCAUUUGAAAGAAUAUGAGAUGGCAAAACAUUAUUUUGAACGAGCUUUAUUACUCAAAACGAAAAUAUCUGUUCCCAACCAGCCGUUUAACAAAGGCACAAUUUUGGGCAAUCUGAUAUCCGUUUGCUCUUUGCUUGGAGAAAACAAAAAAACAAAAUAUUUUUCCGAACAAGCUUUAGAAUUUGAAAUUGGCCAAAUUUAUUCGUCAUGUAAAGAAAUUAACGAGGUUGAUUCGUGUCAGUUAAUCGACAAUAUCAAAUUGUUGCCAGAUUCAACUUUAUACGGCCUAGAAUACAGAAAACAAGGCAUCGACUGUACAGUAAAAGAAAUGAAAGAUUCAGAUCUUACCGGGGAUACAACUACCAAAAUGAAGAAAUCUUAUACAAUUCCAGAUGAUGAUGUAGAGAAUGACGACGAUUUCUUUAUCGAAAAUUUUCUUGACGAAUACUACGGCAUUCGUGACGAAAUUCAUGAUAUAUUAAGGAGUUUUUCUUGGAUUCGUGGUGGAUAUGGUGUACGAUGGAAACCUCGUCUUUCUUUGUAUGUGACAGUGGCAGCUGAAAGAAAAAAUGAUGAAGAUGCAUUAAGAAAAGAAAUUGAUGAAACUUUUAGAUGGAAAGCUUCUCCUUACUUUGAAUUUGAACCAGAACCAAAGAAAUCGCGAUUUCGAUGGUUAUCAGACCUAGAAGUAGUAAAAAAAGAGAACAGUUUUAAUCCUUUGACAGGAAAAAUUGACGAUGAAUGUGAAACAAGAGCAAAAGAGGUCAAAUUCCAAGGCAAACAAAGCUUAUAACAAAGAUAUGUAAUAAAUGCAUUUAGAUGACGAAGUUUUAUCCUGUC
This is a messenger RNA of Xenia sp. Carnegie-2017, 2573 nucleotides long. RefSeq names its product nephrocystin-3-like. The record is from RefSeq and is a predicted model, not a curated record. Gene Ontology annotation, cellular component: kinesin complex. Lineage: Eukaryota; Metazoa; Cnidaria; Anthozoa; Malacalcyonacea; Xeniidae. The coding region runs from base 304 to 2526 and encodes 740 amino acids. Gene Ontology annotation, molecular function: protein binding. The transcript is spliced from 7 exons.